AUGACGGAAGCGGAGAAUGGUGACAACUCGAAUGGCGGCACUCGGAGCAGUGGCCAGGAGUCUAUCGAGCAGGUCAUAGAGAUCGCGCAACAGUGGCAGAACGAGGACGGACAGUUCCACAUCACGGCGGAACAAAUGCGUACGUUCCUAGAGCAGGCCAGGAGUCUCAUGGUGACAGAAGCGUCGAGUGCCGGUCAGGGCGUAAGCUCAAAGGCCACGGCGGACGCGGACAACACCAAGAAUGGCCAAGGAGACGAACGGGACGACCAGCUGUCAUGGAACUCGUCGGCCCGUUGGAGCAAAGUAGGCGACACAGCUGUCGCCAGUCCAGCUCCACGAGGGGAACGAGAUCCUUGGCAGUCAGACGGACAAGAUCCGUGGGGCCAGGCUUCAAGCAGCUGGACAGACAAGUACGCCAGCUGGAAGGAUCACUCCAACGGUUGGCAGGACAGGUUCGACAGCUGGAGAGACACGUCGAACGAAUGGCAGUCGAACUACUGGCGGAGCCGCGACUGGAACGGCAGCAAGUGGGGUGAGGCGUCGGGGACCGAGAAGUGGAAGACCGAAGAGAGGCGCGGGAGGGACUUCGCCGAUCCUGAGGCGUGGCCGGGCUGGUCAGAGUUCAAGCUAUGGCGGCGGAAGGUGAUGCGAUGGCGGCAGACGACAGAUGUGGAGACACACAAGCACGCGGACCGCAUCAUGAAGCUGCUGCCGAUCGACUUGCAGCGGAAGCUGGAAGACAUCACCGACGAGGAUCUGAUAUCAGACAACGGAGCAGACAAGGUCAUAGCCAGGCUGGAUCUGCUCUCGGGAGAACGAGUCGGAGACGAGAAGCGUAAAGCAGGACGUGAAUGCUUGUUUUCGUUUCAACGCAAGCAAGGAGAAGGACUCACUGAGUACGCAGCAAGGUUGGACCUGGCUUUCGACAAGGUCGGUACCCUCGGGCUUCCUCUACCAGAUGAUUGGAAAUAUAUGUUCUUGGAAGAGGGAGCUGGACUGGACGAGAGAGGUACUCAGUUGAUGAAGAUUCAGAUGAAAACAAAGGAUUCCUACAAAGAAGCCUUGGCAGCCAUCCGAGAGAUGGACGUGACCAGGCGGGAACAUCUUAGCAAUCACCGAUCUCGAGCCUACCACGUCGAGCAGCCGGAGGUCGUCAAAUCAAGUUUCCCUGUUCAUGAGCCCAACUCCGUUGACGACCAGGACACGGACUCUCUACUCGACUGGGACGACGUAUCUUCUUUGGACACUGAGGGUGAGGCAGAGAUAUAUGUAGCGCUGGACAAGAUGGACCUGUACGACGAUGAGCUCAAGUACGUGUUCAACACCAUGCAAGAGGACAGGCGCAAGACAUGGAAGCAGAACCGCGACUUGAAGAGGAAGCUCAAAGUGGACCGUAAGUUCUUCGACCGCUCGAAAGAGAACGACAUCAAGAGCGGCGACAAGAGCAAGUUCAACAGGGGACAUCGCUCGGCGAAAGGAGAGCAUCGACCCAGACGCAAUCGACUACCUCUCGCGGAGCUGAUCAAGAGGACCAAGUGCAGGUCUUGCGGCAAGAAGGGCCACUGGUCACGCGAAUGUCCAGACCGGAGCGGCCAGAGCCACAGCGCCAGUGCAACCGGAGGAGGGACGGCGUCUUUCGUCACCGGCUACGUGUACGCAAACGUGGUCGACCCCAACGCCCCGGAGGACGUGUCCAGCGGCCAGGAGCGACAGCAGCAGGACGAGCUGGUGCUUCUCACCGUCCCGCCCGGGGAGGCGGUGGUGGACACCGCAGCAGGACAGGGGCUGAUCGGAAAGAUUGAUGACUUUCAGGCCUCGGGCGCCGAUUUCAAGUGCCCAGAGGCGGUCUUUCAGCGGCAUCCUUCGCUGAAAGAGAGUGAUUUUCACUGCGACUGUGGCCGCUCAGGCAGCUCGGGAAAGUACACACCCUUCUACCUCGCCUCCAGCAGCGACCAGGGAGGCCGAGAGAGCCUAGCCGAGUCUGGCCGUGGCGACCCUAGGGAAUCAGCAGUCGCGAUGCCGAGGAAGGCGCAACCUACCGAGGCUCAGCUUCGCGAGAGGCGCCCGGCCACCAUGGCCGAGCAGGUGGCCGGCACCGACACGACCUGGACAUACGCUGUGACGGGCACGACAGUACCGGACCACCUCAACAAGGCUCAGCGCAGCUGGGCAUGCAUGGUCGGCAGCACCAUGUUCUGGCUCAACAAGCUCGCCGACGAGUUUGGGCGCAUGAUGGUGACGCGCAGAUUCUGGCCCACCAACCUGCCGAAGUCGCUGAAGGUCGUGCCCCAGGCCUACUAUACUUGUUGGCAUCCCCCGAUCAGCGUCGACUACGGCUGCAAUGGAUAUGGUGCCUGGUGGGUCUGCUCGGACUGCACCAUGCGAGUUGGAUACCUCGACAAGAAGCCAGACAAGACGAAGAAGGAGCCGGACGUGACAUGUCUGUGCAAGCGCAGGACUGCGGCGUGCUCGCUCUGUGGGCGGGGUUUCGCUCAACAGAAGGGCGCAGACCCAGAAUGGCGGGCUCUAGUGGCCGCUCCAGCGCCGCCGCCCGGCACUCGCGGGGUCACGCCCGCUGGAGUGCCACCGCCUUGGCCAGCCCAGGCCGAGUCGGGAGCCGCUCAGCACUACACCCGAGCGAGCGAGGCCGACCGGGCGGACUGGGUGAUGAGCGAGGCGGAGGGCGACUUGCGUCGCAUGAAGCAACUCCAACGACAGGAGGUCGCAGCGGCGGCGGCAGCGUCAGGGCCAGCUACUCCUCGGGAGCCGCGCAGUCGGAAGCCAGAGAACGGCGAGGAUCUCUCAGAGGUGAUGCAGAUGUUGAGGGACAUGAGCGCCAAGCAGGAGGCACAGCAGAACGCGAUCAGCCAGCUGACGAAGGUGACAUCCGGCCAGAUGCAUGCGAUGGCGCUGCUCCAGUCCCAGAUGCAGGCCCAGAGCCCGGUCAAGGAGCAGUCCUCGAUCAAGGAGCAGCAGUCAAGGUCACCGGGGCAAUCGUCGCAGCAGCCAGAAUCGAAGCAGGAGAUGCAGCCAGGACGCCAGACGUCGAUAGCUACGACCCCACAUCUUGCAACGCAGCAGGUUCCACCAGAGGCGUCCAUCCAGAUGAUCACGACCGCGCCGUUGGUUGCCGCCUACCCGAACUACGCGGCAACACCACCCUUGCAGGAGCCGCAGGGACAGGCGAAAGGUCACGGCAAAGGCCCGGACAACCCGACGGGCCUGAUGGACCAGAGGGGCAACCUGUUGUCUUCUACCACGAUCAGCAGUAUCGAUCUCCCAGGAUCGGCCUUGCCUUCACAACAGUUGGCAGCGGCAGCUCCGCAGAAGCGACCUUCUCACCUUUCGAGGCCCUCUGCCGAGCAAGGAGAUCCCUGGAAGGAGUCGCCCGAGGAGAAGCAGGCGCGGGACCAGCGCCGGAAGGACGCGGAGGAGGCGGCCAAGCGCGACAAGGACCGUCUGGCGCGGGAUGGCUGGACGGCAGCGGGGUGGAAGUCGUGGGGCGGCUGGAACAGCGGCGACCAGAGGUGGGACAAGGGCGGCCAGAAGCGGUAG
Messenger RNA from Prorocentrum cordatum, 3555 nucleotides. The record is from the annotation of a GenBank genome assembly. Lineage: Eukaryota; Dinophyceae; Prorocentrales; Prorocentraceae.